AGACAUCUGAACAGCUGACCCCUGAGGAGGAGCCUGAGGAGACAGAAACCUGGGCCAAGCCUCUGAGCCAACUGUGGCAGAACCGACCCCCAAAUUUUGAGGCUGAAAAGGAAUUCAAUGAGAGUAUGGCCCAGCAGGCCCCUCACUGCGCCGUCUGUAUGAUUUUCCAGACUUACCAUCAGGUUGAGUUUGGAGGCCUUAAUCAGAACUGUGGAAAUGCUCCAGAUUUAGCCCUCCAGAAGCAGAGGACCAAGCCAUUGAUUCCAGAAAUGUGCUUCACCUCAACUGGCUGCAGCACGGACAUCAACCUUUCUACUCCCUACCUUGAGGAGGAUGGCACCAGCAUUCUAGUUUCCUGCAAGAAGUGCAGUGUCCGGGUCCAUGCCAGUUGCUAUGGAGUCCCCCCUGAAAAGGCUUCUGAAGACUGGAUGUGUUCUCGGUGUUCAGCCAAUGCCCUGGAGGAGGACUGCUGUUUAUGCUCAUUACGAGGAGGGGCCCUGCAGAGAGCAAAUGAUGACAGGUGGGUCCACGUUUCAUGUGCUGUGGCAAUUUUGGAAGCAAGGUUUGUCAACAUUGCAGAAAGAAGUCCGGUGGACGUGAGCAAAAUCCCCCUGCCUCGCUUCAAACUGAAAUGUGUCUUCUGCAAGAAGAGGAGGAAAAGAACCGCCGGCUGCUGCGUGCAGUGUUCUCAUGGCCGUUGCCCAACUGCUUUUCACGUGAGCUGUGCCCAGGCUGCCGGAGUGAUGAUGCAGCCGGACGACUGGCCUUUUGUUGUCUUCAUUACCUGCUUCCGGCACAAGAUUCCUAAUUUGGAGCGUGCCAAGGGCGCCUUGCAGAGCAUCACUGCAGGCCAGAAAGUCAUUAGCAAGCAUAAGAAUGGGCGUUUCUACCAGUGUGAGGUGGUCAGGCUCACCACUGAGACCUUCUAUGAAGUCAACUUUGAUGAUGGUUCCUUCAGCGACAAUCUUUAUCCUGAGGACAUAGUGGUAAUGUCUGCAAGGAGCUUCUUGGGCAGUUUGGGAUGGGGAAUGUCUCUAGUUCUGGCUGGCAGACUGGCUAUGGGUCUGCUUGCCUUUUCUAGCCAUGUCCCAUGGCUCCAUCAGUCGGUCCCCAAACAGAAAGGUCCCAUGGCUCCAUCA
Messenger RNA from Galeopterus variegatus (Sunda flying lemur), 1139 nucleotides. Its product is annotated as lysine-specific demethylase 4A-like. The transcript has 7 exons. Gene Ontology annotation, molecular function: histone H3K9 demethylase activity; histone H3K36 demethylase activity. The record is from RefSeq and is a predicted model, not a curated record. Lineage: Eukaryota; Metazoa; Chordata; Mammalia; Dermoptera; Cynocephalidae. Gene Ontology annotation, biological process: chromatin remodeling. Gene Ontology annotation, cellular component: nucleus. The annotation marks the transcript as partial.